This is a messenger RNA of Microthlaspi erraticum, 759 nucleotides long. The record is from the annotation of a GenBank genome assembly. NCBI's taxonomy places the organism in Eukaryota, Viridiplantae, Streptophyta, Magnoliopsida, Brassicales, Brassicaceae.
AUGCAUGUUUGGUCCUUUGAAAUAGGUCUUUUGGAGCAUUCUGGAGCAUAUGGGACGAGAGGAGCAUGGAGGACUUGGCACAUGGACGCAGCUCAACUGGAUACGCAAAGGAAGAAGGAGGAAGCCAUCUUGAAGACCAGCUCGACCAUCUACUCGACCAACCGGUCGAGUUCCUCAACUCGACCGGCCAAGCUUCAACUCGAUCGAGCUGAGAAGUCAACAGUCAAACCCGAAAAAUGAGAUGCUCCAAACCGCCACCAACAGAGACAAGGGAUUGUUCCACCACCAGUGCAGAACCACAACUUUGAGAUCAAGCUGGGAAUGAUCAACCUUGUUCAGAACAAGAUGUUCCAUGGAUUGCCAAGUGAAGACCCCAUUGACCACCUUGAUGAGUUUGAUAGGCUUUGCGAUUUGACAAAGAUCAAUGGUGUCUCUGAAGAUGCCAUCAAGCUGAGACUCUUUCCUAUGUCUCUAGCUGACAAAGCUCACCAAUGGGAGAAGAGCUUGCCCCAUGGCACAAUCACCACUUGGGAUGAAUGCAAGAAGGCCUUUCUUGCUAAGUUUUUCUCCACCGGUCGCACAGCCAAGCUAAGGAGUGAGAUCUCGAGUUUCAUACAGAGGAACAACAAGACUUUUGCUGAGGCUUGGGAGAGGUUCAAAGGGUACACAAGUCAGUGCCCUGACACCAUGGAUUCAACAAUGAAUCACUACUCUCCACUCUUUAUAGAGGAUGCUUGCCAAGGUAUAGAGAGAUGCUAG